Messenger RNA from Camellia sinensis, 3433 nucleotides. Lineage: Eukaryota; Viridiplantae; Streptophyta; Magnoliopsida; Ericales; Theaceae. The record is from RefSeq and is a predicted model, not a curated record.
UUACGCUUAAUUCAUGCGACUCAUUUCAUAAAAAAUUUUGGCUGGCAGAAUAUUAGGGUCAGUUUUGACGUAUCCAUGGGAUUCAUAAGGAACCCUAAUCAGCACAGAAAAAACUCCUUAUGAUAUCCCUCAAGUGUGAACUAUGAAGGCGACAAGGUCCGAUUCUCCAAUCCUUCCCCAAGAGCUCAUCGGCGAGGUACUCUGUCGAUUACCAGUCAAGUCUCUUUGCCGAUUCAAAUCUGUAUCUCAUUCAUGGUACUCCCUAAUCUCCGAUCCCCACUUCGCCCAAACCCACUUCACUCAAACCACCAACAAAAUGCCCAAUCGACUCAUUCUCAUCUCCGACUUUCGGACUCUCUUCUCCGUCGACUACUCUGCCCAAAUUCCCGUCGCAACAGAGCAUACUUUCCCAUCAGUUGAAGAUGAAUCGUACGACGUGUGGUCCGGGAUUCUGGGUUCUUGCAAUGGCUUGGUUUUAGCUCUCAAUGAAUCAGAUUUCGACAAGUAUUUGCUAAAUCCAUCGACUGGAGAAUCGAAGAAAAUACCCGAAUCCCCUUUUGCCCUCGAUGCAGUCAAUGCGUAUAAUCUGUGUGGAUUAGGUUACGAUUCGACCACUGAUGAUUACAAGGUUGUGAUGCUUUCUUACUAUGGUGGUGGUGUUGAUGACGAAACUGGAGCUACUACUGAAACCAACACCAUUGUAAGUGUGUAUUCAUCGAAAUCUGAUUCUUGGAGGAAAAUCCAAGGUUCCUCUUAUCUUCAUUGUGCUGCUGAUUCACCUGGGGUUUAUCUAAAUGGGUGUGUUCAUUGGCUUGCUCAAAGGGGUUCCGAUUAUUUUCCUGUCAUUGUUGCUUUUGAUUUGGGGAAUGAAACUUUCUGCGAAUUUUUGCCACCGCCUUUCGUUAAUAAUGCUGUGUUGCCGUGGUUUUAUCCAGCAGUUCUUGGAGGGUAUCUUUGUGUUCUUGGAGGGUAUCUUUGUUUAGUGGCUAUUAUUGAUGUUUGGGUGAUGAAGGACUACGGGAAAAUGGAGUCUUGGACUAAAUUUACUAUUGGUAAGCCUGAUGACAUCUCUAGGAUUGAAUUGGUGGGUUUAUUGGAAGAUGGUGAAUUUUUGUUGUCAAGGGAUGCAGAGCAAUUGGUUGUAUAUAAUUCGAAAGACGAAACAGCGAGGGAUAUGGUGGUUUGUGGCAUUCCAGAUAGCUUUACAUCUGGGGGAACCUAUGUAGAGAGCCUAAUCUCUCCUGAACGCGUCCACAGGAUUGGGAGAGAAUGUGAAGCGUGUGAAAGAAUGAAAAGGUAUUAUCAACUAUAUUGGUAAAAAUGGAAAUUUCUUUGUUCCUCUAUUGUUGUUUAAUGGUUAUAUAUUCAUACUCAUAAUGCUUAUGGACACAAAGAAAAAUCACUCAAACAUAGUUAAAAUUGACACCAUUUAGGAUAUGAAGAUGAUUGAGGAUCUCACAGAUGCAUUCCUUGUUCUAUCCACUCUAUUGUAUCUCUAUCAAUUAGAAUGCCGCGGCUGAAUUUUUAGGAUAUAUGAGAAACAAAAUUUUAGCCAAGAUUAAGAUUAAACAAGUUACAGGACAGCAAAUAAACCAAGAGAGGGGAAGCAUACCGUCUUUAAACUAAGUGUGGCAAUGGCAUUAUCAUGUCAUCUUUGAAUGUGGAUAUAGCAACCACCAUGAUGAGUUACAUAAAUACCAAUAUACUGUUCAUUGUUCUAUAUUUUUAUAUUUCUAUUUUUAUUUUAAUUCUAUUCCCACUACUACUGCAGUUGUGUUUAAUUUAAGUGUAUGUAGUAAGUGUGAGCAAAUGUUGUUCUCAGAGCAGCCACUUUGUGAAAAUAAUUCCAUAAAAGAAUAAAUUACACUUUCACCACCGAAAGUAUGGGUCAUUUCUCAUGUUGCUCCUUCAAAAAAGAUAUUUCUACUUUGGUCCUUAAACUAUUUUUGGUUUCUCAUUUUUGUCCAUUUACCAACUCUCGCUACUGUUAAUGGGUAGUUUUGGAUUUUCAAAAAUUAAGUGUCACACUUUGGUCCUUAAAAAAAUUAAGUUUUCUUGUUUUAGUUCCUAAAAAAAUUCCUACUUUAGUGCCCAAACCCAAACCCAAACCCAAACCCAAACCCAAAAACCAUCGCCAUCCCAACACCCAUUCAUUUCAAAAACCAACUUCACAUCGGAUGAAAAUAUAGAAGUUAUAGUGGGUAUGCAUCGUUAGAGAAGCAAAAAGGCUGUGAAUUUCUGGGGUUAGUGGAAGAGGUCAGGUGGUGUGUUUGCACCAUUAGUAGAGGGAAUAGCAGGAAAGGGAAAUGGGGAGUUUAUAGUGGAGGGCAAGCGAGGGAAGGAAAACCAAAAGGGAAGGGGGUUGGUUGUAAGAGAUGACAAGUGGCAAUGGUUUACAGUAGAGGCCGUGAAAAGGAAGGGUGGAGAGAAAUGGGUGGGCCGUGAUCAGUGACAAGUGGAGGUGGUCUAUGAAAGAGGGUUGCAUGUUGAAAGAGAUUAUAUUUUAGAAGAGAAAAUAGAGGCGGUGGAUGAGAUGGGGAGGUUGUUAAUUGUGGGAGUGGGGUGAAAAGGUGCAUAGAGGAUGGGAAAUGAUGGGAAAGAAGGGGAAAGUUAAGGGGGUUAGCAAAGUACCCAUCUGUUCUAUAAUUUUUCUGUACUUUUGUUGUGCAAAUUGUGGUAAUUGUAGUGAACACUGCUAUGGAGUCCUUGCACAUACAAACUCAUUGUCCACCAUCUUGACUAUCUUUGACCUUUUCAGUGUCCUGUUGGAGGUAGUAAUUUUCGUCAUUCAUGGAGUACUUGAUCAUGUAUGAAGAACUAUCUCAGUUGUAUGUGUGUUGCAGUUGAGAGUUUUGUGAGCAUUAGGAGCAAGGCUUGUAUGUCAAUAUGUGAGAGCUAAUAUGAAAAGCUUAUCAUUGAGAUAGGAUAUUUAUUAGAUAUUCAGGUUCUGGACAAAACAUAUUGUAGCUUUAUCUUGAUGAUUGUUUGAAGUGAUCCAAAUAUCCUCUUUCAUAGUUUUUUUGGGUAAAUUACACUGACCUCCCUUGAGUUUACCUUAAUUAUAGGGACCUCCCCUAUAGUUUCAAAAAUAACACUAAUCUCCUCUACUUUUGAAAAUAAUACACAGAUUCCCCCUUCCUAUUAGAAUGACGUUAAUAAAGUAACAAAAACAGUGACAUCAGUCACAAUAAACAUGCAAAUGCCCAAAAUACCCUUGGCAUCCUUUAUAAAACCAUACACCCCUUCCAACUAUUUGCUUCCAAUUUCUAGCACCUGUUAACUGUCCCUCCAAAGUCUCUCUCUCUAUAACCUUGCUUGACAUGGAUGAAGAUUUCAUGUGAGCUCUCACUCUUCUUCUCUCUUAUUUCUGUGUAUUUUUUUUUUGGUGAACUAUGUAUUUUUAUUUUUAUGUAUAUGUAUAUAUUGUAUGCAU